UGUUUCCUAUUUCCAGGGGAACCUUUUUGUGGAGAAAGUGCAAAACUGUCAUGCUUUCUGCAGAAUCACCAUAUUGAGUGAACCUCUGGGCGGUUUUGGUGCUGUGUUUAGAGCAGUUAUGGCUCGACUUUGGUUAGAUUUGUGUCCUCUGUUUUUCUUAUUUAAUUGCAUAUUCUGUCUGGAUGUAAGUCAAAUCAAAGUUCCUGAAAAUGGAGUUUCUGGGGUGUUCUUAGUCAAAACCGAGACCAAUAUCUACAGUUUUAAUGCCACCACAGCCACAGAGGCAUGUAAGGCUAUACACAUGAGAAUUGCAACAAAGGCUGAAGUGGAGACAGCCAAUAAAAAUGGCUUUCAGACAUGCAGGUUUGGUUGGGUUGAAGAGCAAAUUGCAGUUAUUCCUCGAACUGAGAAAAGUGAAAAAUGUGGUAAAAACAGCUUAGGUAUCUCUGUCUGGAGAGCUGACAUCAGCAAAAUGUUUGACGUUUACUGCUUUAAGUCAGAAGGCCCUGAUGCACAGUUUGAAACCACAACAUCAGGAAGACCUGAAACUACAACAGAAGGGGGAGGAACACAAUUAAACAACUAUUCUAUUAAAACAACCCAUCCAUCAUCCAUACAGCCAACCACGUCUCCAGCCACAUCUCUUCAUCCCUACACAUCCACCCCAUCCAUUUCCUUUGCUGUCAACACUUCCUCCACAACACUAAUCACACCCAGUCUUUCUAGCCUCAGUGGCAGUUCACAGGCAACACCAAGUCCUCAGUCUCUCUCAUCUCUCAGAACCUUGACCAAAUCCUCGACCUCAUACCCCUCAUUAACCUCUCAUUCGUCCACUCAUUCUAUUCUUCAGCUUACCUCAACUAAAACACACCAGCCUUUGCUGUCCCCGACCCCUGCACCUAACAGACCUUCCAUUACAGCACUUGUUAUCCUUUCUGUUAUUCUACUGCUCUUGGUGGCAGCAUUAGGUGCCGGUUGUUAUCUCAAAAUCAAAAGAGGACAACGGUUUCCAUCCUGGACCAGAAUGAGGCCAAAACAGAUAAUUGAAACUGAGAUGUGGAGACAAAACCUCAUCCUUCAAAUUGAACAAGACCCAGACUUACCCUAAGAACUGAGAGAGAGCACAAAGAGUCAAUUAACAAGACUGUAAAAACACAUAAAACUUCAUACAUACAUGUUUAGUUUGCUGCUCUUUUCAUCAACUUUGACUAUUCAUUUAUUUCCUAUGUAAAUAAUGUGCUACUGAGGUAAAUACAAAUUGCCUGCAUUUGUUUUAUUUGAUUGUUUUACAGCAAUCCAAUUGUACAGUCUGUUUCAUGUUUCAGAAAAAACAGUCAUGUUUCAGUUUUAUUUUUUUUAAUGACCAUUUGUUUUUGUACCCUAAAGCAUGGAUUUAAAGCAUUUAAUUAACUUAUGGAUGAAAGAUAGCUUUGUUAAACAGAACACAUAACAAAACAAGGUGAAGAGACAAAACAUUUACAACAAUAGCCAGGAGGUAUAUUAAAACAAACAAUAACAACAAAAAAGAAGAGAAAUAAAUAAACAGUUUAAAUAAAUACUUCAAAUUGUUUACAUAUUUCAAUACUUAACAGCUUUCUUGUUUCUCAAAUUGGAAAUUGUGCUUAGGUAUUGCUGAACCUCUGAAUUAAAAAUAAUGGUUUAUAACCACCAUACUUACAUUUUUGAAUAUGAAACUUUGUCAACAAUAGCAGCAAAUUAAUCAAAUAAUAUUCUUUAUGAAAAUAAAAAGAAUGCAUAAAACAUUUUCAAAAUAAAGUU
Messenger RNA from Xyrauchen texanus (razorback sucker), 1779 nucleotides. It is a transcript of the gene lyve1b, whose product is annotated as lymphatic vessel endothelial hyaluronic receptor 1b. Gene Ontology annotation, biological process: cell adhesion. The record is from RefSeq and is a predicted model, not a curated record. Lineage: Eukaryota; Metazoa; Chordata; Actinopteri; Cypriniformes; Catostomidae. The transcript has 6 exons. Bases 119 to 1108 code for a protein of 329 amino acids. Gene Ontology annotation, molecular function: transmembrane signaling receptor activity; hyaluronic acid binding. Gene Ontology annotation, cellular component: plasma membrane.